AUUACCAUUACAAUUUCAAUUCCCCAACGGAGUAGAUGUGACAGCGAGCGAGCAAUGAAGCUGCCAUCGAAGGUGGAUAACGCGUGGACGCGUUUCGUGGCAAUGUUCUCGCUGCCCGAUUUGCUGGUGUUGGCCUGCCUGUGGGCCAGUGGUUUCUCCCUGGGUUACUACUCAAAGUCCGCGUAUGUCUACGACAAUCUCUGGCCCCACUGGUAUGCGCUGGUGGGUGGCGCUGUGACCCUCGUCCUGGCCCUGGGCUGGACCCUGCGCAAGCACAAGCGGCAGAAGUACAGCUACGAUCAUUACUACAUCAUCUUCUAUGGCCUGUUGUGUGCGCUGAUGGGCAGCUGCUUCAUGCUCACCAAACAGUUGGCCGUUAGCUACUACUUCACCUUUGUGGGUCUGAGUGUCGUGUAUCUGUCGGGCUUUAGCUACGUGAGUCUGCGCUGCGAUGCCUCGGGAUUACGACCUGCCAGGAUCGCCCUGGCCAAUGCGCUUCAUGCCUGUGGCCUGGCCAGCGGAUUUGUGAUCUUUAACGAGCUGGAACCGCAGCGCUGUGGCCUGAUUACGCUCGGCAUCAAUCUGCUGUUGAUUUCGAUGGUGUGCCUCAACGAACUGCUGCAGCACGUGGGCUGCCACAGCUACAAGGAGUCGCGGGAUUUGGUCUUCAAUCUGCUGAACGAGGAACGAAUGGUGUUCCUGCCACGUCAGGCGGUGCUCGCGCAGUUUGUGGGACGCACGGAUUACCAGCUGCUGGCCAGCAGGCAGUGGCUGGUCCUGAUCCUCGGCGGUUUGCUGGUCACGCUGCAGCGGAACUGCCUGCUCUUCUCCCCCAGCUACCUGCAGCUGAUGUGGAGUGCCACCACGGGCUAUGUGCAGCGGACGCAUCUCUUCGCGCCGUUCGUCCUGUACGCUGCGGGAUGUGGCCUCGGGGCGCUGCUGCUGAUGCGCUACACCCCCAAGCUGGUGUACCUCCUCUUUGGGGUCAUCCAGGUGACGCUGAUCGUGGCGCUGCUGUGCAUCUACAGCGAGGAGCAGUCGGAGCACUGUUUCCUCUUCCUCUGCCUCAUCUAUGCCACCAUGGGCGUCCUCUCCAGCCAGUCCCUCCACUGGCUGCUCGAGUGCUCGCCCUUCCUCUACACGGAGCUCGCUCUGGCCAUUGGCUUCGUGUUGCAGCUGGCCAUCCUCGAGGGCUACAAGUACGAGGCGAAUGUGGAUGACACUUGGACGGCUCUGCUAGCGGGCAGCGUGGUCACUUUGGUGCUCACCUCCCUGGCCAUUCCCAUGGUGCAGUGGCUGCAGCCGCACUCCGCCAGCCUCGUGGAUGUGCGCAAUCGACUGCUGGGCAUACACCGGCAAUCCUCCGCGGGGGAACAGACGCAGUUCUGGCAAACGAAUCACUUUCUGGUGCACAACAAACCGCCACACGAGCUGCAGUCCGUGCGGCUGUCCAAGAGUCGCAUUUUCCAGCAGUAUCCGAUUAGUGGCCUCGACAAUCCCAAGCAGAAGUUUUGAUA
Drosophila subobscura is the source of this 1517-nucleotide messenger RNA. RefSeq lists its product as uncharacterized. NCBI's taxonomy places the organism in Eukaryota, Metazoa, Arthropoda, Insecta, Diptera, Drosophilidae. The record is from RefSeq and is a predicted model, not a curated record. The transcript is spliced from 3 exons. The coding region runs from base 55 to 1515 and encodes 486 amino acids.